AUGAAACUAUAAGUUUACAAAGAAAUAAUAAAUGUUACGCGUAGUUAUUUUUCGAAGAAUGUAGCUCGGUAUAAUUCCAAGUGCAUCAUGAACUUUCCAUGUUCUUCCAUUGUCAGUACUCUUCAAAACUCAGCCAAAUCUUUAGCUGAUAAGUCACCCUCUCUCUCCAUUGCACGCGUUAUAGGUACGAUUUGGCGGCACUUUAAAACCGGCUUAACAACCUGCGAGAGAGAAAGAGGCGUGCUUUGGUCGGUGCUGCUACCGCAGCCUCGGUGUCAAACUGCGCGCUGGUGCCGCUGGUCGUCGGCCUCGCACGCGCGCCUUCGCAGCUGUCUCACUCUAGGCCCAUAUCGCGCUCUCGCUCGCGCUGAGCGUCGACUCGCUCGCAGCUCUCGACUUGCCAUACUGCAUGCGGCCGUAAGAGCAACUGCCGUCGUCCUUUGAGUUAGUCGAAAAUCAGUGCAGCACACCGAGGAUGGGUCAAGGCACAGAGUCCUCGGAGCCCACUUGUGCUGCCGAUAGGCCAACCGAGGUCAGUGUCAUUAGAUUUGUCUCGAGAAAUCGCACCAUCGAAGAGAUCGCUCCGAAAAAGGAAGUGUACAUGUGCAAGCAGAGAGGUUGUAAUAAGAUAUUUAAUAAUUUAGAGGAAUACAAAAGUCAUGAAGUUUCAGAAAUUCUUAAAAUUCGAUUCAUAUGCAGAGAGCCAGGAUGCGGAGAAGAGCUGUCGGAUCCUGGGAGCAUGUGGAGGCAUUAUCAAGAGUGGCAUAAUAACGAAACAAAUGUAUUUGUGUGUCCAUACACAAGUUGUAGUUCGGUACAUGCCACGAGUGAAAGUUUAGAAGAGCACAUAGAAUCUUCUCACAGGCAGCUACCAACAAUUCCUACUGAACCAGAAAUCAUUUGUUUCGAAGGAGCAGAUAACGUGAUGGAAGAUAAUGUUGGUAGGGUUAGUGAAAGUGAAAAUAGUUUUGAAAGUGAGCGAAGUGUUAUAACUGACAUUGUUGAUAAUGGUGUAGUGAGGCAAACUGAAUAUUCUAUGAGAAGUGAUUCCCUUGCUACAAAGCAAGUUGACUAUAGUGUAAAAGAAGAAAAUGUUAUCAUGAGUUCCCAAUCUCAUCAGAGCGAAGACUAUUCCAGAGAUCAAUCAAAACUCAGAGCAGCACUGAUUCAAGAGGAUUACUCGAAAAACAGUGAAACAACUGCUACUAAAAUUCCUAAAAAUAAAGACUUGCUUAUAACCAAUGAAAAUUUUCUUGUCAAGUAUGAAUCUAAACCACUUGUGUGCAGCAGUGAUAAUGUACUCAUGGACAGUUCAGUUGAUGGAAAUAAUAUAGUUUACAUUAAUAAUGAUGUAUCAUUAACAAGAACCUCUGCUAAUCAAGAGCAUAAGAUAGAGCUGGGCAAUUUGGAAAAAGUUUUCCGAAGUGGGUUUGAAGAAAAUUCUACUAAGUUAGAAAAUACAUCAAAUGGACUUAAAAAUACUUGUUCAAGCAAUGAUGAAGAAUAUACUCCAAAAAAGCAGCGAAUGUCAAGAUCUAAGCAAGAACCAUACAAGUGUGAAAUUAAUGGCUGUGGUAAAACCUAUAAGUAUAUCUCACAUUAUAGACAUCAUCAAGAUAGCCAUAAAUUAAUUGCUAAUGCUAUGAAUGCCAAUUCAUCAAAGUCUGCCAAGCCAAAAUUAGGAAAAGCAACUGCUAUAAGUUUCUUCAUCUGUAAAAUGCCUGGAUGUGGUGUACAGUUGAGUAAUGUCACUGCUCUAUGGAAGCAUUACCAAGAAACUCAUGCUAAUGCAAAACCACCAGCAUCAUUAACAAAAUCUACGGAAAUGUAUAGGUGCAAGUUUGCAGGAUGUGAAAUGGAAUUUUGCUCAUCGUUAAUGUUACAUAAACAUUUUAAUGAAGUACAUUCAAAGAAUUCGAUCAACAAUACUAGCCCAAAUUUGAAGACUGCAAAUGGAAGUGGAGUACUAGUUAAACAAACGUAUCAUGAUGUACCCACUACCCAGAGAGUAAACUUUAAGACUGAUUUAAAAGCGAAGCAUUCGCUUGACGAAUACACUGAAAGUAACAAUAAAAAUAGUCAGUCAUCUAUUGUCAAAAAAGAAACAGGUGAUUGAUUUCAAUUGAAUUUAAACUAAAAAUUUUUAUAUACAGUGCUUUCUUAUUUGGAGAUAAUUGUGAGUGAAAGUGUUCAACUAAAUCAUGGUUCACUAUUUAAAAAAGAAAUACAACGUCAAUUUAUAUCGUGAAAUUUCUCUAAAAAUUAUUGAUUUUUUACUUUGAGAAAUUAUGUAUUAAUUUGAAACAUCAGUGGUACAUAGAAAUUAUUCCCCUUGUGACUUAUUAGUAUUACUGUUAAUGAACGAUUAUAUUGAUGGUGAAUAUGUACUAUAGAGCUUACACAUUUUUAGAGAAAUUUUUACUACUCACUAUUAAAGUGGCGUUAAAUAGUUGAAUACAUUCAGAAACUCUAGAUCUUGGGAAACACUAAAACUUUUAAUAAAUUUUAAAUUAUUCUAUUGAUAUAAAUAUAUAAAAUCUCAGUGUUACUAUAAAGGUAAUUUGAUUUUAAAAAGUACUCGGAAAGUUUAAAGUUGCAGACUUCUAAAGUAGUAAUAUUUAUAAUUUUAUUAAUGAACUUUGUAAAGCUUGAAUUAGUGUUGUGUCUUUAAUGUAAGCUUUUUUAUGAAAGUAAAACGAAGUAAGUUAAGUGAUUGUAAAAGGUGUCUACUAAUUAAGAUUGUGCAUAAUUGAUUUAAAAAACGAUUGAUUUUUAAAAAUUUUCAAAUGUAGGUAUAGUUUAUAAUUAUUUGUAUAAAUUCAUCAACAUCUGUACAUAAAUUUGCGUCACAUCUAUUGAUGUAUGCGUAUCGAAAAAAAAAGUUUUUGAUACAUAAUAUCGUCACAACUUUACGAUCACAAUUGAGAGUUACUUAAACCCACGAUGUUUGACAACAUUGACGGGCGUCCACGAGAAAGCCAAUCAAAAUAAGCAGAUUAUAUAUAAAACAAAGUAUUAUUAAUCAAUUAAGUUAUGUUUGUAAUUUAUUACGUUGAUUACUUUCGAGCAAUAUUAUAACUUUUCGUAUUUGUAAACUCAGCUUCCAUUAGUUGAAAUGGAGUAUUAUUCCGCUUCCUACUGGCCACUCGGCAGUGACUAUUGUAUAGCGUUUUUAUUCGUACUUUUGUCGUACUUUCAUCGACAGAAACUAAUAAAAUGCAAUA
Molecule: messenger RNA, 3224 nt
Organism: Phymastichus coffea
Lineage: Eukaryota; Metazoa; Arthropoda; Insecta; Hymenoptera; Eulophidae
Product: transcriptional activator cubitus interruptus-like
Exons: 5
Coding region: 476-2116 (546 amino acids)
Biological process (GO): regulation of transcription by RNA polymerase II
Cellular component (GO): nucleus
Source: RefSeq, a predicted model, not a curated record